UGGGCGGGCGCCGGCGGGAGAGUCCCGCCCCCUCCCCAGUCUCCGGCCGCCCCUCCCCGCCCCCCGCCGCCCGCGCUGGCUGCCUCCUAGCUUCCACCUCGCUCACCCCCUCCUCCCCGCACUUUCUCCGGCUCUCCCUCCCGCUCGGCUCAGACUGCCGGACUCGGCGCUCUUCUCGCCGGCCGCCCUGGGAAUCGCCGGCCGCCACCGCCCAGCCCGCACCCGCUGGCCCCCCAGUGCUUGGGCACCUGUUGGAGGCGUACAGAUAGGUGCUGGGGGCUGGGCUGCCGGGGACGAGAGGGUGAGGGUGAGCGUGUGUGUGUCAGCCUGUGUGUGCCUCCGGGGGGUGUUCGGCUCUCCGGAGGCUGCAAUUCCUGGCUCCGCUGGAGAUCCGAUCUCAGGAGGAAGCAUCUGAGGGGUGCUUCAUGAGGGGCCGCAGGGGCGACCGCAUGGCCAUCAACAUCCAGGAGCACAUGGCCAUCAACGUGUGCCCGGGGCCCAUCCGGCCCAUCCGCCAGAUCUCCGACUACUUCCCCCGCCGGGGACCCGGCCUCGAAGGGGGUGGCGGGGGCUUCGGAGAGGCCGCUGCUCAUCUGGCCCCCCUGGCCCUGGCCCCCCCGGCGGCCCUCCUUGGGGCCACCACGCCCGAGGAGGGAGCCGAGGUGGACAGCUACGACUCGGAUGAUACCACCGCCCUGGGCACGCUGGAGUUUGACCUUCUCUACGACCAGGCUUCCUGCACUCUGCACUGUAGUAUCCUCAGGGCUAAGGGCCUCAAGCCCAUGGAUUUCAAUGGCCUGGCUGACCCCUAUGUCAAGCUGCACCUGCUGCCUGGAGCCUGCAAGGCCAAUAAACUAAAAACUAAGACUCAGAGGAACACGCUGAAUCCCGUGUGGAACGAGGACCUGACGUAUAGCGGGAUCACGGUUGAUGACAUCACGCACAAGGUGCUCAGGAUCUCCGUCUGUGAUGAAGACAAGCUGAGCCACAACGAGUUCAUUGGGGAGAUCCGAGUACCCCUCCGCCGCCUCAAGCCUUCACAGAAGAAGCAUUUUAACAUCUGCCUUGAGCGCCAGGUUCCGCUGGCUUCACCCUCUUCCAUGUCUGCGGCACUGAGGGGCAUCUCCUGUUACCUGAAGGAGCUGGAGCAGGCAGAGCAGGGGCCGGGGCUGCUGGAAGAGCGUGGGCGUAUCCUGCUGAGCCUCAGCUACAGCUCUCGGCGCCGUGGGCUGCUGGUGGGCAUCUUGCGCUGCGCCCACCUGGCUGCCAUGGACGUCAACGGCUACUCCGACCCCUAUGUCAAGACGUACCUGAGGCCAGAUGUGGAUAAGAAAUCCAAGCAUAAAACACGCGUGAAGAAGAAGACUCUCAACCCGGAAUUUAAUGAGGAGUUCUUCUAUGAUAUGGAGCUCUCCACUCUGGCUACCAAGACUCUGGAAGUCACAGUCUGGGACUAUGACAUCGGCAAAUCCAACGACUUCAUCGGUGGCGUGUCCCUGGGGCCAGGCGCCCGGGGAGAGGCCCGGAAGCACUGGAGCGACUGUCUGCAGCAGCCGGACGCGGCCCUGGAGCGCUGGCACACUCUCACCAGCCAGCUGCCCCCCGCAGCUGGGGCUCUGCCCUCAGCCUGAGCGGCCCCCUUGGGGGCAGGUCCAGUA
Messenger RNA from Bubalus bubalis (water buffalo), 1658 nucleotides. It is a transcript of the gene DOC2A, whose product is annotated as double C2 domain alpha. Gene Ontology annotation, cellular component: membrane. NCBI's taxonomy places the organism in Eukaryota, Metazoa, Chordata, Mammalia, Artiodactyla, Bovidae. The coding region runs from base 426 to 1631 and encodes 401 amino acids. The record is from RefSeq and is a predicted model, not a curated record. The transcript has 11 exons.